Molecule: messenger RNA, 810 nt
Organism: Colletotrichum paranaense
Lineage: Eukaryota; Fungi; Ascomycota; Sordariomycetes; Glomerellales; Glomerellaceae
Exons: 2
Coding region: 1-810 (269 amino acids)
Biological process (GO): mitochondrial respiratory chain complex IV assembly
Cellular component (GO): mitochondrion
Source: RefSeq, a predicted model, not a curated record
AUGGCCAAACCGACAGCAAUGGCCGUAGACGCCCUUCCGAGGUUCCUGCUUCCUAGACUCAGCUGGACUGGUCCUGCGACAGCAUCCCAAGCCCUACGGCCUGUUUCGGCACUCCCUCCGAGCUCGCGCCGUCGGAUGCACACCCGAACCAGUGCUUUCCACGAUUCGAAUUUACCAUCCAGAUGCCGCAGCAAUGGCUUCAAGACCGAGCGCGCCUCGAUACUGGCGAGCCCGGGCCUCACGAGGUCCUUCCAUGCGACUCCUUCGAGGCAAAGAGACCACCACUUUGAUACCUUGAAGUUCGUCCAGCGGAUGAAGAGCGAGGGCUUCACGGAGGUGCAGGCCGAGGCCACGAUGAAGGUCCUGAACGAUCAGAGCAGCAUACAGAACCUCACCCGAACCAUGGUCCUCCGCGAAGACGCCGCCAAGGCAACCUACACCCAAAAGGUCGACUUUGCCAAGCUACGCUCCGAACUCCUGUCCGCCGAUAGCACCGAGUCGAGCACGACGCGCGCGUCCCACGAGAAGCUCGGCAACGACAUUGCGAAGCUGAGCUCCCGGCUGCGCGACGAGAUCGGCAGGACGCAGGCCAGUGUCCGCCUGGACCUCAACCUGGAGAAGGGUCGCAUCCGCGAGGAGGCUGUCGGCCAGGAGCUCAAGAUCAAGGAGACGGAAACAAAGAUUGAGCAGGAGGUGGCGGCGCUGCGCGAGAAGCUUGAGCAGGUCAAGUUCCAGACGCUGCAGUGGCUGAUGGGAGUGUGUACCGGUUUCGCCGCUCUGCUUCUUGGUGCCUGGAGGUUGCUCAUGUAA